Molecule: messenger RNA, 156 nt
Organism: Chlorella variabilis
Lineage: Eukaryota; Viridiplantae; Chlorophyta; Trebouxiophyceae; Chlorellales; Chlorellaceae
Exons: 2
Source: RefSeq, a predicted model, not a curated record
CAAAGUACGCCUUCAGCUCCCCGAGCCGGAACACAGACAUCCUCACUUGGCGGGAAUCGAACCGGCGACCUCCGUACGCCUUCAGCUCCCCGAGCCGGAACACAAACAUCCUCACUUGGCGGGAAUCGAACCGGCGACCUCCGGUUAUUAGCGUGA